AUGGCGGCAAGUAUUAGCGGCGUGUUGGACACUGAUCUACAAAAUGCUGUGCUACGGAGUAAAGUUUUGGUUGUGGGUGCUGGUGGAAUUGGAUGCGAGGUACUUAAAAAUCUCGUGAUGACGGGAUUCACUGAUAUCGAAAUAAUUGAUUUGGAUACUAUUGAUGUGAGUAACUUGAACAGGCAGUUUCUCUUCCAUAAGCAACAUGUUGGCAAAUCAAAAGCUGCAGUUGCCCGGGAAACAGCAUUAAAGUUCAACCCAGAUGUAAAAAUUACUCAUUAUCAUGAUAGUAUUACCACUUCAGAUUAUGGUGUCAGCUUCUUCAAAAAGUUUAAUCUAGUGAUGAAUGCUCUGGACAACAGAGCAGCAAGAAAUCAUGUAAAUCGCAUGUGUCUAGCCUCUGAUAUACCUUUGAUUGAAUCUGGAACAGCUGGUUACGAAGGUCAAGUUGAACUCAUUAAAAAAGGAUUGAGCCAGUGUUAUGAAUGCACCACAAAAGCUCCACAGAAAACUUAUCCUGGUUGCACCAUUCGUAACACUCCUAGUGAACCAAUCCAUUGUAUCGUCUGGGCAAAACAUUUAUUCAAUCAACUUUUCGGCGAGGAAGAUCCAGAUCAAGAUGUUUCACCUGAUACGGCGGACCCAGAAGCAGCUGAUACUGCGGGUGAAGGUGCAUUACAGACAGAAUCAAAUGAUAAAGGGAAUGUAGAUCGGGUCUCAACUCGCACCUGGGCUCAGUCCAGUGGUUAUGAUGCUGAAAAAUUAUUCAUGAAAUUAUUUCAUGAUGAUAUUAUGUACCUUCUUAGUAUGGACAAUCUAUGGAAGAAACGAAGGCCGCCCGUACCUUUGAUCUGGACUGAUUUACCAGAUGGAGUGGCAGGCUGCAGUAAGGACACAGUAGAACCUGGACUUCGGGAUCAAAGGCAAUGGAGUAUUGCCGAGUGUGGUUCAGUAUUUGCACAGUCUAUUAAGAGUUUAAGUAAAGAAUUAGCAGAACGUCAGAAGAAAUGUCCCUCUGACCACUUAGUUUGGGAUAAGGAUGACCAGAGUGCCAUGGACUUUGUCGCCGCCUGUGCAAACAUACGAGCAUAUAUUUUUGGUAUUGUGCAAAAAACUCGAUUUGACAUAAAAUCCAUGGCAGGAAACAUCAUACCUGCAAUCGCCACUACCAACGCCAUUAUUGCAGGCAUUGUGGUUCUUCAUGCAUUUCGUAUCCUACUAGACAACUUGAAGGCAUGCAGGUCCGUUUAUCUACGGUCAAAACCCAACCAUAAAAAUUUACUACUGGUCCCUGAAAAAUCAGUUAAUCCACCCAAUCCUUUGUGUUACGUGUGUGCACCAACUCCUCAAGUCACACUUGCCUUAGACACUACGAAGAUGACAGUUAAGGAACUAGAGGAAACAGUGCUGAAGACUCGUCUCAAUAUGAUUGCACCUGAUGUUAUGAUUGACGGUAGAGGUAUCGUUGUAAUCAGUAGUGAGGAGGGUGAAACUGAGGCGAACAACGGCAGGAUCUUAGAACAAUUAGGCAUCAGAGAUGGAACAAUUCUGAAAGCUGAUGAUUUUCUUCAGAAUUACUCACUGACAAUCACCAUCGUCCAGAGAGAAGCACCUGCCGUCAAAGGUCAAACCCCAGACUUUCUUAUUGCUGCAGAUCCCGAGGAUCUGAAACCAAAGGAAGAAGAUGACGGUAGCAAAGAACCAUCUACUUCAAACGGAAAGGUGGAGAAAUUUGAUCAGGAUGCAGUGGUCUUAGUAGAAACUGAAGUAACACCUCAAUCAUCUGAUGCUGAUGUUUCCAAGAAACGUAAAACAGUCACUCCUCCGCCAGAUGUUGUUAACAAGAAACAACGAACAGAAAACAGUAACGGAUAUGAAGAUGAUGAUAUAUGCAUCAUUGAGGAUUCUGACUCGGACAUGCAGUGCAUUUACCAAAAAAGCGUAUCACCAACUAAACACACCAACAAACCCAGCGAAACAAAGUACGAAACGGAAGCUCAGGUUAUACCGAAUAAAUGUAUGCUCCAGAAACACAAGCCCUUAUUGGAUGAAGAGUGCCUCAUUGUUUAUGAUGAAGGAGACGAAACACCGAUACCCCCUACAGUAAAACAGCAAAGGGCAGAAUAGUAUACCAGUAAUUACCUGAACGUAUCUAAAUGUGUCAGCAUAAUAUUGGUAAGACGCCAGUUGUCCAAUAACAUUUUUCAACACAAUCCAUUUACCAACAUUCUAAUAUUUUUCAACGUCAUUAAUGUACCCAAUAUUUAUAUUAAAUACCUGAACCAGUCUGAAUGAAGUACAUCAAAGUAGAUUAAUUUAGAUAUUUGCGAAAUUACUAAACUGUUACUCUUGCAAUUUUACUGUGUGUUGACAUGUAAAUCCAUUGACUAUUUAGGUACAAUUGUAACAAUGAUGAUUUUUUUGUUUUGUUAAACAAAACGUCAGGCACAAGUUCGAAGUCUGGUCUUUAAAAUUGUAUUUGGAAAAUCCCUUGGCGUAAUGUUCGAUUCUUCGAUACAAUCAAGUUUUACUUUUAAAUAUGAAAAGUAUUUCACAAAGAUAGACAGUUUUUUUGGCGUUGUGUUUAAAAUUCUAAUGUGUGAAAUUUAUAUUACUUCUCAGCAACAGCAAGUGUACAAAUGAUGUAGUAGUGGUUUUGCGUUCACUAUUAAAAUAAUCUUAAAAAUAGACGGUUCAUAAUCUUCACACAUGACGUGUUUGUGUUUCAUCAUUUCAUAAAAAUAUUGGUUUUUCAUUUUUAUUCUUUAUUGUAUCAGAACUAAUUAUCCAGUCACUGUGUAGAACAUUUAACUACACUUCUUAGGACAUUAGAGAUGUAAGAAUUUGAGAACAGACCCAAACUCAGAUCUGUAAUCGAAAGAAGGAUCCCAUAAUAUAACAUUUUUCUAAAAAAUAAAUGAUUAUGUUUUUUAUAUAAA
Neodiprion fabricii is the source of this 2939-nucleotide messenger RNA. RefSeq names its product SUMO-activating enzyme subunit 2 (gene Uba2). Gene Ontology annotation, biological process: protein sumoylation. NCBI's taxonomy places the organism in Eukaryota, Metazoa, Arthropoda, Insecta, Hymenoptera, Diprionidae. Bases 1 to 2127 code for a protein of 708 amino acids. The record is from RefSeq and is a predicted model, not a curated record. Gene Ontology annotation, cellular component: SUMO activating enzyme complex; cytoplasm. The transcript has 9 exons. Gene Ontology annotation, molecular function: SUMO activating enzyme activity.